Messenger RNA from Ornithodoros turicata, 1428 nucleotides. RefSeq lists its product as uncharacterized. Gene Ontology annotation, molecular function: zinc ion binding; nucleic acid binding. Lineage: Eukaryota; Metazoa; Arthropoda; Arachnida; Ixodida; Argasidae. The coding region runs from base 1 to 1428 and encodes 475 amino acids. The record is from RefSeq and is a predicted model, not a curated record. The transcript has a single exon.
AUGACGACUGGAGCUGUGUUGUACGCUGGACUUGAGCAGCCUGGCGAAAAAAGGAACUGCUUUUUCUGCAGUGCCGCAGAUCACAGCACCGAGGACUGCAAAGCAGACUUUACCCUAGCGGAAAGGUUCAAGAAACUGGCCAAAGGUAUGAGGUGCUAUCGUUGUACCAAGAAGGGUCAUCGGUCAAAGGACUGCCGAGUAAAAGUGGAAUGCAGUAAGUGUCGAAGACGACAUGCGUCAUCGGUUUGUGACCCGUCUAGACAACCGGUAGAAAAUGCUCUGGUCAGUGAAGUGGUUACCACGACGAGCGUCUCUACAACAAACAAUCCACAACAGUGCGAGAGAGCAAGAGUAAUGCUGCAAACGUUCCGUGCCUGGGCAUCGUCGGACAGCGAAUGCGCUUACCUGAGAGGCAUAUUCGACGGAGGAAGCCAGCGCACAUUUAUACGUAAUGACAUAGCCCGCAGGCUUAAGCUGCCACUAAUUGGGCAAACAACGCUUCAGCUCAACACUUUCGCAGGCGAUGCCAGUCGGGACAAUAUUCUAAAGUGCAAAGUUGUCGAAGUUCGGCUAAGAAGUCAGUUCGCACCAAAGGAGUAUGUGGUUCGCGCAACCACCAUUGACUUCAUUUGUAAGGACCUCGAAGAAACUCCUGCCAGUAACGAAUUCGUGUCUUCUGUGCGUGUCCACGGCAACUUCAUCGCCGAUGACCUCUUAUUCCCUAAUGUACGGAGUGAAGGCGAAAUAGGACUACUCAUCGGAUGCGACGAGCUCUGGAAGUUGGUCUCAGGAGAAGUCAAGAGAUGCAAGAGUGACGGAAGACUGGUUGCAGUAGAAUCCGUUUUCGGAUGGACCUUUCAGGGGCCAACCACGGUGACCAGCUACAGUACUACAGACAGUUCAACGACAGCUGUGUGCAUACUGAAGGUUGGUGUGGGCACUUCUGAUGACGACAUUCUGAAACGUUUCUGGGAACUGGAUAAUCUAGGAAUAUCCCAGGAGCCUGACAGUAAACAGGAACACAACGCAGAGGUUCUGGAGGACUUCAUACAGAAGUUGGAAAGGAGGAACGGCCGUUAUGAGGUUGCGCUGCCAUGGAAGAUGGGCCUGAGUGCGCUAGAAGAUACCCAGGCAGAAAUCUGGAAUGGGACCAUUUCAAAAUGGUUUAACGAACUGGUCCCACUCUGGUUAUUGUCCCACUCUGGUCCCACCCUAGUAAUGGUCCUACUCUGGUCCCACUUGCCAAGUGGUCCCAUGGGGGACCAGUUCGUUAAACCACUUCAGAAUGGGACCACUCUGGAGUGGGACCACUUCAAAGUGGUUUAUUGGACAGGUCCCACUUUGAGUGUCCCACGUAGUGAGUGGGACCAGUUGAAAGUGGAACCAGCUUCACGAUGGGCCCACUUGAACUGGAACCAGUGGAAUUGA